CACCUUUAAAUAUCCUGUUUUUGAUGCUGCUGCUCUGUUUUGUGGCAGGAACCCGAAGAAAUGCCUUUCUGGGAGACAGUUCUGGGUGCCCUUGUAGUGGCCCUGCUGGGGGGCCUCUACCUGUCGGGGUUCUUCCGCAAAAGGCGACCCAAAGAACCUCCUUUGGAUAAAGGACUCAUUCCAUGGCUGGGACAUGCACUACACUUCAGAAACGACAACGUUGAUUUCCUGCAAACCAUGCAGAAGAAACAUGGGGACAUUUUCACCUCGUUGAUCGCAGGGCAGUAUUUCACUUUUCUGAUGGACCCGUUGUCUUUCGGAGCCAUUGUCAAGGAAGCGAGAGCCAAGCUGGAUUUUAUUUCAUUUGCGUCCCAACUUGUCCUCAAAGUGUUUAAGUUUGAGUCCUCUGAAAUGACUCAUAAGAUCAUAGACACCUCCAGCACAAAGAAUCUUAAGGGAGAUGGGCUGGUGGUCAUGACACAAGCCAUGAUGGACGGUUUGCAGAUGGUCCUGCUUCACUGCCAUGGAUCCUCCAAAGGAGAAAAGUCUUGGAAACAAGAUGGAUUGUUCCACUUUUGCUACAACACAGUCUUCAGGGCUGGCUAUCUUGCUUUGUAUGGAAAUGAACCCACUCAGGGUGGAAAAGAGGAAGAGAAAGCCAGGCAACAAGACCUGAAUCACACCGAAGAGGUCUAUGUAGAAUUUCGCAAAUAUGACAAACUGUUUCCGCGCUUUUCUUAUUCCUUGCUGACUCUUGCGGAAAGGAUCCAAGUGAAGAAACUGUGGAACUACUUCUGGGACGUGCUUUCGAUGAAGAACGUGUACCAGAAGGACAACAUUAGCAGAUGGAUAAGCGACCAGGGACAGCAGCUAGCUGAGUCUGGGGUACCAGAACAUAUGCAGGACCGGUUUAUGUUUCUGCUCCUCUGGGCAGCACAAGGUAACACUGGUCCAGCCUCCUUCUGGCUUCUUGUGUACCUUAUGAAAAAUCCCAAAGCCAUGGAAGAGGUGAAGAAAGAAAUAGAGGAGGUCGUGCAAAAUUCCGGUCAGGAAGCGGCCUCCAAAGAGAAGUUGCUCAAUGUCACCAAAGAGAUGUUAAGCCAGACCCCGAUCCUGGACAGCACGGUAGAAGAGACCUUGAGAAUGGCGACAGCCCCUAUGUUGAUCAGGUUGGUGAUGGAAGACAUGGACAUCAAGCUCAGCAAUGGAAGGUCGUACAUGCUGCGCAAAGGAGACAAAAUUGGCCUUUUCCCCUAUUUGUCUGCCCACAUGGAUCCAGAAAUCCACCAUGAGCCUCAUGUUUUCAAAUACGACCGGUUCCUCAGUCAAAAUGGCAACAAAAAAGAAUUCUAUAAGAACGGGGAAAAGGUGAAAUAUUUCACUAUGCCUUGGGGGGCAGGGACCUCCAUAUGCCCUGGACGUUUCUUUGCGACCAAUGAAAUCAAACUUUUUGCCUUUCUGAUUCUCACAUACUUCGAUGUGGAGCUGAUAAAUCAGGAGGAGGAAGUUCCUCCAAUAAACAAGACCCGCUAUGGAUUUGGCGUGAUGCAGCCCUCAUGGGACAUCCAGUUUAGGUACCGAUACCGCUUCUAAAGGCUUGUGUGGGGUAGGCUGUGAUCUGAACACAAACAUCUGAGAUAGCCAGGAAAUUUCACCGGUGACCUGGUUUAUCUUAAAUCUUACUUUCCCACUGUAAUGGAGUUAGCUGGGGGGGGG
This is a messenger RNA of Python bivittatus (Burmese python), 1716 nucleotides long. RefSeq names its product 5-beta-cholestane-3-alpha,7-alpha-diol 12-alpha-hydroxylase-like. The record is from RefSeq and is a predicted model, not a curated record. Lineage: Eukaryota; Metazoa; Chordata; Lepidosauria; Squamata; Pythonidae. Gene Ontology annotation, molecular function: heme binding; iron ion binding; sterol 12-alpha-hydroxylase activity.